AUGGCCAUCGGUCUCCGAUGGCAAACAAAAAUUCAUCCUGGAGAUGACAUUCCCGACUAUGUUAUUGAACAAACGACAUUUCAAUAUGUCUCUAUGAAAGAAACUUUGUUGUCGUUAUUUAAAAAUCCUUCAUUUCGCCGUUUAUUCGAAGAUUUUAAUCAAAAUAAAAAACAUCAAUGUGUUAACGGCGUGUACAAAGAUUAUUGCUGUUCGAAAGUGUACAAUGAACUUGAUCAUGAUCAACGCAAAGACGCUAUUUUUAUUCAAAUUGGCACUGAUGAUUUCGACGUAAGCUGUCCCGUGAAAUCAAAGUCAACGAUCCACAAAUUAACAGCAGUUUAUUUCAAAAUUCGAAACUUGCCACCAGAAUUUGAAUCAAAGUUGGAUUGUAUUUUCCUCCUGGCUCUUUGUGAAACUGUUAACAUUAAGCAAAGAGAUGUCAGCCUUAAUAACAUCUAUGAGGUUUUUGUAGAGGAAUUAUCUGAAUUACAAACAACAGGUUUGCAGAUCGAUGACAAAACACGGCCAAAAGUGUUUUUGUUUGAUUUUAUCAGCGAUAAUCUUGGCUUAAAUGGAGCUCUCGGAUUUACUGAAUGUUUUAUUGUUGACGGAAUGUGUAGAUAUUGUGAAAUGUCGAAAGAUGAAUGGAGAGUUGCUACACGUGAAAACAAAUCAAAAUUAAGAACUGAAGCAUCAUAUCAAAAGGCCAUGAAAUAUCUAGAUUCGUUAGAUGACGAUGUUGACAUUGAUUUAAAAAAGUCGAAGGGAAUAAAAGGUUCCUGUGAGUUGACCAAAAUUCCAUCCUUCAGUAUAUUUCGAAAUGUAAAUGUCGACUUGAUGCACGAUAUUCUAGAAGAGUUGGUGCGAUCCUUUAUCGAAAAUCUCAUGAAAUACUGCAGUGAAAUUUUUUUUGCAUCAAACAACACCGUUCAAGUACUGAUUCGUGACUUUAAUUAUGGGUUCCUAUUCAAAAAUAAACUUCCAUCGAAGGUGAAAAUUCCUGCGAAUAAUUUGAAACAAAACGCCACGCAAUAA
Messenger RNA from Contarinia nasturtii (swede midge), 1035 nucleotides. RefSeq lists its product as uncharacterized. The coding region runs from base 1 to 1035 and encodes 344 amino acids. The transcript has a single exon. Lineage: Eukaryota; Metazoa; Arthropoda; Insecta; Diptera; Cecidomyiidae. The record is from RefSeq and is a predicted model, not a curated record.